AUGGGAAUCGACAGCCUCGUGGAGUCGGUGACUCCAUAUAGGCUGAAGCCCAUCUGGGCUCAUACCUAUGUCGCGCCUUUUUUCGGUAGGUUCCAAGCUUUUCUUUUGAGAAAUAAAUAUAAUUUGAGGUUGUGAUUUUUGAAGAUUUUUUUCCACGCUUGAGACAGUUUUUAGCGAUUUAGUGGUCAAAAUAAGAAUUUCAGUCAUUUUUUUGUUUUUUGUCCCGAGAAGAUGAUAAUUUUGAGCGUGAUUUGAACAUUUUCGAACAUAAUUUCAAUGGGAAGUACCAAAAAUUCAUUUUUAAAUUCUCGUAUGAACAAUAUUUCUUAUUUUUCUCAUGCUCUUGAAAAAAGAAUUGAAAUUAGGUGAAUUUGGCGUAAAAUUUGUUGAAAUUUGUUUUUUUGCUUCGAAAAUAUAGGCAAUUUGUAGAGAGAAGUUAAAUUUUUUUGUGGAGAAAAAAAUCGAGAAAAAAAGCUGAAAUUAAAAAAAUAGAAUGUUUAUUAUUAAAAAAAUUGGAGUGAUGAAAUUUUUCAAAAAAAGUUCAGUUUCCUCUUUUCAGAACAUUAAAAAAAGAACCUAAAUUUAAUUUUUGAAGACCCAGAAAGAGUAUGCUCCGAAAUAACACAAAAAAAUGCGGUUUUUUUCUUCGAAAACUUUAUGAAUUUUUUUGAAAAAAAGUUAAAUUUUUCUGAAGAUUUCAUUUACGUAAAGCAUUUUUUUGAAAGACAUGCGUCAAAUUCACCCAUUUUUUGCAGUCCUCUGCGCAGCAUGGGCGUACGUUUGGCUGGAAAAUUACGGCUACGAGGAAUAUUACGAGCUGGGAAUGAUCGGAUUCGCGAUAAUCGGCGUACUCCAAGCGCUGGUCCUGCUCUUCUGCCAUUGGCUGGUUUCCGUCCGAUGCGCUCUCACUUGUACCUAUGUCCGUAUUUUAUUAAUUGACGUUCAAUUUCAUUUCCUCCUGUCUUCGUUUGAUGUUAACAAAGGAAUUUUGAACGAUUUUAGGAACCAAACAUGAACAACGCGACUUAUGUCAAAGUGACCCCAAUGCCGAACAAUGGAUGGGCCGAAUUGGUACCUUUGGUUCGAACAAAGGUAAAUUUUGAGAGGGAAGUUGAUAGAUUUGAGGGUUAUUUUAAGAGUGAAAAGAGGAAAGGAAAAACAAGAAAUAUCAUUGGUAACACGGAAAAUUUUUGGUGAACCCUCAGAAGGAGAUGAAAAGGUUCCGCUGAAUCUCCUAAAAGGUUGAAAAAAAAGUUUUUGAGCUCCUUUUUCUUAUCCUUUCUUGAAUCCUUUUUGAAAUGUCUUGAAUAUUUUGUAGUUGAUUUUUCAGUAUCUUUUUCAAAUAAGUAUUUGAAUAUAUAAUAAUAAAAAUACCUUCUGAAAAAUCUUUUUUUGAAAAAAAUUUGUUUUACCCUGAGAUAACUAUAACUUCUUGGGUUUUUUUCAAACAUUUGAGUUUUAUAUUCAUUAUUUAUAUUUAAAACUGUGUUCCAGAUUUUUUGCUCUUUUUGAUAAACCGUAAAUUGACCAGACAAAUGGUGAGAUAAAUUUGAAGUUACUUUUCCAAAACCCCAUCAUUUUUUUAAUUAAAGUAAUGUCUUAGCUGUUUGAAAUAUUUUUUUCUUUAUUAGAAAUUUUUUUGAGUCCCGAUUGAAUUUUUUCAAAUUUUCUUUUCCACGGUCAUGUUCUUCUUAUGAUUCAAGUAAAGUCGUAGUUGUUUGAAACGUAUUUUCUAGCAUUAUAACUUCAUUUUGAACACAUAUAUUGAUAGAAGAACGGCGAAAUUUCUUAUUAUCUUGGGAACUGCAGUUGAAAAGUUCUUUUUUUCGAAAAACCUUGUCAGGAUUCAUAUUUUUGUAAAUUUCAUGGGACCCGUUUUUUUUCCUGGCUUGAAAUUUAUUCUUUCCCAUGGCUGAUUCGCUUGAUUCCAGCGAGGAAGCCAGACCAAAUUAUGGUUUGAGUUCCAAAGAGUUCACUAUACCUGGAACGCCGACGUGAAAUCCUUCGAAACGACGGUUUUCGAUACGUGCCGCCCGAUGGUCUUCUUCCAAAAGGCGCAAGGUUUCGAAAGCGACGAGCAACUUGACGACGCCAAGUACAACUUUGGAGAGAACAAGUGGAAAAAAUAGUUAAUUUCCGUCCAGUAUUGAGAUUUCCAGAACGGAGAUGGUCUUGCCGCAGUUCUGGGAGCUUUUCAAGGAACGGGCCACGGCUCCAUUUUUCGUCUUCCAGGUUCUUUUUCUAUUAGGAUUGAUUCAAUAAUUUCAACUCAGGUGUUUUGCGUCGGAUUGUGGUGCUUGGAGGACAUGUGGUACUACUCCCUGUUCACCCUCUUCAUGUUGAUGACCUUCGAGGCGACGCUGGUCAAGGCGCAGAUGAAGAACAUGUCGGAGAUCCGGAACAUGGGCAACAAGAGCUUCCUCAUCAAUGUGGGAUUUUGUAUCCAAUUAGCUUGGGGCAUGUCUGCGCUCUCCACGAGCCAGGCACUAUCUCGUCCAUUAUCGUGUCAGGACCCUUUUUCGAUGGCUCAAGCCACCGUAAUAAACUAUAGAGCAAGAAUUGAACUUUAGGCCAAGUUUGUUAACUAUAUCUUGUCAAUAUAUUAUAGUUAAUUCACAGCUGGCAUGGUUAAAAAAGUAGUUUCUGCCGUUUUUUGGUUCAAAAUAGCGUUGAAUGAAGUGUAGCUCGAUAGAAUGGGUCUUGACACGAUCCAAGGAUAAAUAGUGUUUUUUUGGUGGAGACAGGCCACGCCCAAGCUAAUGGGCUAUAUGUAGUCUGAUCAUAUGUUGAAUGUAAAGUUCGAUGACGUCAUUUGGAAGCUCUUUGAAUGGCUCGCUCUCUGAUUGGUUUAUCGCGUCAUUAUGGGCGGAGCUUGAGCGACGAUUUGAAAUCCAAAAUCUGACUAAAUUAGCCGUGAAUCGACUUUCAAGUACAAUGACGUCAUUGGGAAAAGCUCUGUGGAUGGCUCGCUCUCUGAUUGGUUCACCAUCAGGGGCGGAGCUUGAGUGACCAAUUGACGAAUUCUGAACAAACUAUGGAAAUAUUUGGUUCUGAAAUUUGAUUUUUCUUCUGGAUAAAAAGCAUUUUGACUGUAUUAUACACUAAAAGAUUAUUUUUACUGUCUUUUUCAUUUAGGGAAUGUAUAACGUGCAUUUUUCUUUGAAAUACGGCUCAAAUUUGUUUUCAUUCAAAAUGGAUGGCUUUCUUCCUUACAGGUGUACAGGAACAAAAAAUGGACGAAAGUGAAGUCGGACGAACUGGUGGCUGGGGACAUCGUUUCCAUAGGUUUUUUUUAUUUCAAAUCACUGAGGAAUGAAUUUUGAUUUCAGGAAGAUCCGCAGAAGAUCACAGCGUUCCCUGUGACAUGCUUCUCUUGAGAGGCCCUUGCAUCGUCGACGAAUCCAUGUUGACCGGAGAAAGUGUCCCCCAGAUGAAGGUCCUUUUUUCGAGUCAUUAACACACGUUUUCCGAGAGAAUCGAUAAGUUGCCAAACCAGUGAGGCAUGAAAAUUUCAUGUUGCUGUUUUUGAGCUUUUAACACAAUAACUACAUAAGCUUCUGAAACUUUAAGUUAAGGUUUUGACAGGCUCCGCCCCUUUUGUGAAUUACUGUAGCCGAAAUGCGAAAAAAAAUCUAACUUUUUCUCUGUCCAAACCCUUAAAAGGGAUAACUAGGAGGCAAAGUAGGGGCUUCAGUGUACUCUCCAAGUAGUCCUUAAGUGACUCCUUAAGUAGUCACUUAAGUUUUCCACAUGGGCUUUUUGAGAAGCGGAGAGCAAAAAAAAAAACAGAAAAAGAUAGAGGUAAUGGUGAUUUUAGUGUCCUUUCCAAAUAGUCCUUAAGUGACCUCUUGAGUAGUCACUGAAGUGUUUUCCCCUUAUUUAUAGCUUUAUAAGAGACUGAAUAAAUAUCAGCAAAAAAAUAAUUUUCGUAAAAAAUUGAUCACGUUUACAUUGAAUUUUUGUAUAGAUAUGUUUUUCAAAACAUAAAUUUAUUGCUAAAAUAUGAAAAAAAAUCUUAUUUUUCCACAGUUCACAGAUUCUUUUUUGCAGGAACCCAUAGAAGACGUCGAAAAAGACCGGCUCUUCGACAUCGAGUCCGACAGCCGACUUCAUGUCAUUUUCGGCGGCACGAAAAUUGUCCAGCACACGGCUCCGGGUACCCUGAAGCACUUUGAAAAUGUAGAUUUUCCUACGGAUUUCCAGCCAAAACCGGCGAAGGGAUCAAGUCACCCGACGGCGGCUGCAUCUGCUACGUCAUCAGGACUGGGUUCAACACCAGCCAGGGCCGACUUUUGAGGUGCUUUGGAAAUAAUGAGACCUUGGGACAGAUUUUGGGGAAAGGGAGGAAAAUUGUAUUGGUAGAAAAUAGAUGAGUACCACGGACAAGCUCCGGGCGUUUCUGCGCAUUUCUAGUGACCACUUUAGUAGCGUCAGCACUGGGCUUUUCUAGUGACCCCUUUAGUAGCUUUGGUACUUUUUUGGGUAUUGCUAGUGACCACUUUAGUAGUUUUAGUACUUUUCUGCGCAUUUCUAGGGACCACUCUAGUAGCGUCAGCACUGGGAGUUUCUAGUGACCACUUUAGUAGCGUCAGCAAUGGGUUUUUCUAGUGACCACUUCAGCAGCUUUAGUACUUUUCUGGGCAUUGCUAGGGACCACUUUAGUAACGUCAGAGCUCUUAAGUGAUCCCUAGAAUCGUCCAGAAACGUCUGGAGCUUUUUCGUUUCGCGUCACCAAUGUCCGAGCCGAGAAAUCGAAAAAAAUCGCCCUUUGGCAAAAUAAAUAUGUUUUAUAGGGGCCACUCUGAAUUUCCUAAGUACUUCGAAGACUAAAAGCUGCGAUUAUCUGGGUUUAUUUCUGAGAAUCUGAGUUCCAGAACGAUUUUGUUCGGUGUGAAACGAGUGACCGCCAACAAUUUGGAGACGUUCGCCUUCAUUUUGUUCCUCUUGAUCUUCGCCAUCGCUGCCGCCGCUUAUUUGUGGAUCCGAGGUUUUCGCCUCAGAUUUUCCUGAUUUUAUCGAAAAUCAAUAUUCCAGGAAGCCAAGAUGAGUCACGAAGCAAGUACAAGUUGUUCUUGGAAUGCACUCUGAUCCUCACUUCGGUGAUCCCUCCAGAGCUUCCCAUCGAACUGUCUUUGGCUGUGAAUUCGUCGUUGAUCGCCUUGCAGAAGCUUGGUUGGUUUUGGGGGGUUUCAUGGUUGGAUUUCGGCUAACUCCGCUCCCGUGGUUACGGUAUCUUUCGUGUCGAUACUUUAUGCCGCAUGAUACUUUAUUAGCGCUGCGUUUUUUGACUAUAAAUGCGAUCAGAUAAGAAAAAUAUGCAAAUUUUUUUGUUAAUGGAAGAAGGCGAAACCAAAAAUUAAGGGGGCGUGGUCAAAAUCUCCCCCUUUUCUCAUGUGAAAGUAAUUCAAUAACAUCUCAAAAUCUCAAACUUUCUUCAGGAAUUUUCUGCACAGAACCUUUCCGGAUCCCAUUCGCGGGAAAAGUCGACGUCUGCUGUUUUGACAAGACUGGAACUUUGACCACCGAUAACCUUGUUGUUGAAGGGGUCGCUUUAAGGUUUUUCGAGGUUUUUAACCCGAAAAAAUACUUUUUUUUUUCAGUUCAAACGAAGAAGAUGGAAUGAUCAGAACGGCCUCUGCGGCCCCUUCUGAGAGUAUCCAGGUUUUUACCCUUCAAAGGAACAAAAUAAGGCCAUUUUUUAGGUUCUAUCGUCCUGUCACAGUCUCGUACGGUUCGAGGAUGAUCUGGUCGGAGAUCCGUUGGAAAAAGCUUGCCUCACCUGGUGCGAUUGGACUUUGACCAAAGGUAGGAAGGGAAAAAAAAUGUAGAAUUUUUUUCUUUGUAUAAUUUUGAACAGAUUUUCAGCUUUCAACCUUAAAAUUUGUCUGAGUAGUUCUUAAAUUUCAUUUUUAUGAGGUUCUUGAUUUAUUUUUUUCGAUGAUUCUAGCUCAACCUGGGAAAGAACUAUUAGAAAUUUAGAUAAAUUUGAAAAAGUCGAAGAUUAGAACGGCAGGCCUUCAAAACUUUGAAAAUCUGAAAACCGGAUUUUCAUGAAACGGAGUAUUACAAAAAGUUCAACAGAUCUUUUUUGACCGUUUUUAGACGAAUUUUUCGUGUCCGACAAGUUUCUAGUGUAGGUUUUAUACAGAGAAGUUGAAAAAAAAGCAUGAAUUGAAAAAAAAUUUUCAACACCCCAGUGAAAAAGGCACUGAAGAGUUUUUUUUACGGUAGCUCUCACUCCAUUUCCUCAGUAGCUACAGUAGCUUGAUUACGGUAGCUCUCACUUCACUUCUUUAGUAGCUACAGUAGCUUGGUCACGGUAGCUCUCACUUCAUUUCUACAGUAGCUACAGUAGCUUGAUUACAGUAGCUUUCACUUCAUUUCCUCAGGAGCUACAGUAGCUUGAUUACGGUAGCUCUCACUCCAUUUCUACAGUAGCUACAGUAGCUUGAUCACGGUAGCUCUCCCUCCAUUUCUACAGUAGCUACAGUAUCUUUUUUUGAAGUUUAGAAUUACUUUCAAAAUCACUUUCAGAAGAUACAAGAUAGGCAUCAAAAACACGCAAAAAAGAUCGAGAACGGACUUUGAGAAUAUACAGCUUUCAAUGUUUCGGAAUGCUCUGUUUUGCAAAAAUUCAAAGACCAAAAAUCGAAUUUUCACGGCUUUUUUUUCAAUUCAGCCGACGCUGUCAUGCCACCGAAGAGCGCAAAAGGAGCGUCGGGCCUGAAAAUCUUCCACCGAUACCAUUUCUCCUCGUCGAUGAAGCGGAUGACCGUCGUCGCUGGCUAUCAAACUUCGCCCUCUGCUGAUCCGACGCUCAUCGUCACCGUCAAAGGGGCUCCCGAAGUGUUGAGGGACAUGGUGAGAGUUCAGAAUCGAUAAAUUCGAAGGCUAAAAACUUUUAGAGUUGAUUUGAAAACGUAAAAGUUGGGUUUAAAAAUUGGUAGUGAGCUUUUUUUGAAGCAAAGACAACCGUCAAGUUGAAUUAUCUACCUGAAAAAAGUGUAAACAUGAGGUUGAGCGAGAGAGCAAGGGCGGGUAGAAGAGGGGUCGGAGAAGCUAGAGAUUCUCUCUUUCUCUGGUGCCUCUUCAGUGUCCUUUGGUUUUUUUUCUCUAUUUUUUUCACCUUGAAUGACGGGAAAAAAUGAACUUUUGAAAUUUAAACUAAAAGUUGCUCUUUUCGAGAUUAAACUGACCCCAUUUCUACAGUAGCUUGGUUACGGUAGAUCUAACUUCAUUUCUACAGUAACUACAGUAGCUUGGUUACGGUAGCUCUCACUUCAUUUCUAAAGUAACCUGGCUAUGUUGAACUUGCUGGGAAUUGGAAAAACGAUCAUUUUCCUGUAAUUUUUCAGAUUCAUGUCAAACUUUAUGACUUUCGGGCUGUCUUUCACCUUUUAUUUCUCGAAAUUGCCAAUAUUUUCAGUACGAAGAUCUGCCUGCCGACUAUGACCAGACCUACACGAAACUGACCAGACAAGGAGCUCGAGUUUUGGCGAUGGGAAUCCGAAAACUCGACGAAACCAAGACAAGCGAGGUAUUUUAUCCACCAUAAAGGCGAACUUGACAAGUUCAUCUACAGCUCCGAGACAAGAAGCGAGAACAGUUGGAGCAGAACCUUCGAUUCUCCGGCUUUGUCGUAAUUUCCUGCCCCCUCAAGCCGGAUACGAAAUCCAUGAUCAAGGAGAUCAUCGACAGCUCCCAUAGUGUUCGGAAAAUCAAUAAUUAGGAUGCGAGUCAAUAAAAUUUUCUAGGUCGCCAUGAUCACCGGAGACAACCCUUUGACGGCCUGUCAUGUGGCAGAAGUCCUGAAAUUCACGAAAAAGUCUUUGAAAACGCUGGUUCUCGACGAAAUCGAUGUGGCUGUUGUUACCUGGAAGGUAAUGUUUUAUUAGAAGAAGGCGAAAAGUCGUAGCGCAACAGAUUGUGUGCCUGUCUCAGCCCAAAGGGUCACAAGUUCGAUCGCCGCCGCGACCCAGAGUUUUUUGCGGCUGUUCUGAGAAAAUGACAAUAGUUUUCGUGGAUUGGAGUGUCUGGUAUGCAAACAGCGUACUUGAAGAAGGAACUUUUUCUUUUUCUUCUGGGAGUGACCAAUUUAGGGGGUUGAAGUCCUAUUUGCCACAUUAGUAGUAGGCCAAGCGGUCACUUGAGUGGCAAUUUCAAAAGUUGUGGUAUCAAAUCAAAUCAUUUAUUUUGUUGUUUUAGUCUGAUGUAAUCGACUAGGCGGUGAACAAGAACUUUAAAAGCUAUAACGAACAACCGCCUUUGGAGAACUAGAAGUCCAAACGUGUAGUCAAAAGAGUUGAAAGCAUGGUCCUUCGUCUCGUCCUUCUGCGCGUAGUCCAUCCAGUUGCGCCUUGACGAGCUCAGAAUGUAGCGGAUGUUGAGCUGGAGCCCGGAGACCGUGCUCUAGGUGGAAGCCUCAGAAUGAGAGCGACCACUUCGAGUGAAGAUUUUACACGGAAUGGUGUACAUUUUUUUUUUCAGGGACCCCUUAAAUGGUCUCUGAAAUUGAGGUCCAAAAUUUUAGCGGCCAUUUUAGGGGUCAAUGAAAAAUGUAAAAAAAAAAAUGAAAUAGAAAACUGCGUUUUGAGAUCUUCCGAUCGCAGGUAAAAGGGUCUAGCGAAAUAGUGUGCGAAAAGAAGAGGUUCAGACGUCUCUGCAGCUUUUUUUGUCACUUUUGAGUAGUGAAUGAGACAUCACGAAGAACUCCGUGCUUUUCUCAAGAUAAAUAAAUUCAAUUUUCAUUCGCUUAUCGAUUUUUGCGACACUUUCUCGCCAUAGUGAACGAAGAUUUUUUGAUUUUUUGAAAGUUUUCCUCGAUUUUCCAGUGGUUUUACUUUCAAAAAGAAGAUUUUUCCAUUGAAAAAAUAUUUUUCAGUCGGUGGACGAGGAAGUGGUCCUGCCAUUGAAACCCGGCGAGAAACGCAACGAACGGCUGGCUUUUUUCAAAAACUACGAAUUCUGCUUGACUGGAACGGUUUCGUCGGAAAAAAAAUGCCUUCAUUACUUCAAAAGCCUACUUCCAGGCGUUUCAAUACCUUGUCGAGAAGGAGCACAGGUUCCUGCGUGAAUUGAUCCCCCACGUGCGAGUUUUCGCUAGGAUGGCUCCGAAACAAAAGGUGGGGGUACUGUAGGAUACUGUUACAGGAUUUAGUGAAGUUUAAGGUCCGAAAAAUUCCGGAAUUUAGCUCAAAAUCGGUCUCGAAGCGAUUUUUCACUUUGAUCGCUUCAGCCCGUAUUUUUCAUUGAGGGAAAAGAGAUAACUAAAUCUUGGAGAAUCAGAGAAAAUUUUGGUUUUCGGUAAAUUACUUUGAACCCUUCUCAUGGAUGAGUCCAGGAACGUGUGAUCAACGAACUGAAGUCGCUCGGCCGCGUUACGUUGAUGUGCGGCGACGGAACCAACGACGUCGGCGCCCUGAAACACGCGAACGUCGGCGUCGCGCUUCUUUCGCAUCCCUACGACGCGACCAAAGCCGCCGAGAAGGAGAAGGAACGCAAGGAGAAAAUCGACGAGGCCAAGAAGCUCGUCGCCGUCGGAGCCACUCUACCAACGCCCCCAGGAGUCGCGAGGAGAGGAGAAGCGCCGGCUGGAGCCAGGGCUAGGUAUGGGUAUAACUUCUUAAAUAUCAAAGUUGCAAGUCUUGAUUUCUCUGACGUCUCUUUGGCCAACGUAUCUUCUAACUUCUGUAGGCUGGAUUGAAGAGACGCCAGAGAAGAAGGCGGUCUCAAUUUCUCUGGCGUCUCUUUGGCCUCUGUUGUUCUCUGACCCAAGAUAGAAGCUGGAUUGAAGAGACCCCUCUCUUUCUCUAGAGUCUCUUCUGAUCACCCCUGUCCUCUAGCUUCUAAAGAAAGAGAAGAGCAUUAUGAGCAAAAGCAAAAGAUCAACGAUGGUUUGAAGAGACGCCAGAGAAGCAGACAGUCUCUUUCUCUAGAGUCUCUUCUGAUCGCCCCUAUUCUCUAGCUUCUGAAGAAAGAACAUAAUGAGUAAAAGCAAAAGAUCAACAUUGGUUUGAGGAGACGCCAGAGAAGCAGACAGUCUCUUUCUCUAGAGUCUCUUCUGAUCGCCCCUAUUCUCUAGCUUCUGAAGAAAGAGCAUAGGGAGUAAAAGCAAAAGAUCAACGGUGGGGAGACGCCAGAGAAGCAGGUGGUCUCAAUUUCUCUGCGUCUCUUCUGACUGCCGUUGCCCUCUCGCUUCCGCUCGUUUUUAGCCAUCUUAGCCCAGACAUCUCUCAAAAAGGAAAUUGAGAUCAAAGGCAGCCUUUCUUUCUGUGUCCUCUCUUUUAAGUUGCAUAACUCUCCCUCUUUGGCCUUUUUUGGACCUUAUUUCCAAUCCCAACACCGUGGAAUAAUCGAAAAAUUUUUUGAACUGUUUUUAAGUUCUACUCCUACUUCUACUCAAGUAAAUGAAAAGGAAUCAAUAAUUUACUUUAGAGCCCAGGUUCAUCCGUCAGUCGCAAAUGCUCAAUCUCGUCUUGACAAGCUGAUGAAGGAGCUGGAGGAGGAGGAACGAGCUCAAGUAGAAAACUCUAUCUUUUUCCUUAUAGUUUGUAGUUUUUUAGGUGAUCAAACUUGGCGAUGCCUCCAUUGCCGCUCCAUUUACAAGCAAAUAUACCUCGAUUGCUUCAAGUAUUUUUUGAAGUUUCCAAUUUGUGACUCCGAAAAAUCAAUUUUAGUCUGCCACGUGAUCAAGCAAGGCCGAUGCACGCUGGUGACGACGCUGCAGAUGUUCAAGAUCCUGGCCCUGAACGCCUUGAUCUCGGCCUAUUCCCUGUCGGCGUUGUACCUCGACGGCGUCAAGUUCAGCGACACGCAGGCGACCAUCCAAGGCCUUCUCCUAGCCGCUUGCUUCCUGUUCAUCUCACGGUCCAAGGUAAGAAUAAAGCAGAAUGGCCUGAAAAUUUGAGCCGCAAAAAAUAGCCUUGGCGAAUUUCGCGCAGAUGGAAUAAGCUGAAAGAAAGGUCUGGAAAAUCAGACCGCCAAAAAGUUUUUUGACAAGAGCCAGAAAUAAAGUCUUGGGGAAAAACUAGCCCGAAAAAUAGCCGCGAGAAAAAUAGCUCGAAACGAGAGCUUUCCCAGAAAAUUUGCCCGUUGCUAUUUCUCCGCGGCUUUUUCUACCCAGUCCAUCUUUUUACGGGGCUAAUUUUUUCAGUGCUUAUUUCAUCAGAGCCGUGGAGAAAAAGCAGCCCGAAAAAUAGCCGCGAAAAAAAUAACUUCAAAAGAGUGGCGAAAAUUUCUUCUUUUCUUGAAAAUUUGCUCGUUGCUAUUUCUCCGCGGCUCUUUUUAUCCAGUUCACUGGGCUAUUUUUUCGGAGCGCAUUUCAUCUGUGACAAUCUUUCGUAGUUCUUCCGGCCAUUUUUCUUAGCCGCAGUUAUAAAGUUGAAGCUAUUUUUCGCGGCUCUUUUUAUGCAGACUAUUUUAAUCGAAAAAAACAGAAAAGAUUAAUUUCAGCCUUUGAACACUUUAUCGCGGCAAAGACCCAUGGCCAACAUCUUCAACGCGUACACGCUUCUGACAGUAACCCUUCAAUUCGUCGUUCAUUUCGGAUGCCUACUUUAUAUCGUCAACCUGGCUCAUCAAGCUGAUCCCAAGUAUUAAACCAAAAAAGGUGUCUCUCUAAAAUAUAUUUUUUUCAGAGAAGGCCCGACGGAUUUAGAAGCCAAGUUCACGCCGAACAUUCUCAACACGACGGUUUACAUCAUUUCGAUGGCCCUGCAAGUCUGCACCUUUGCUGUCAAUUAUAGGGUUGGCCAAUAAAUUGGGAACAGAGAAGCUAAUUAAUAUUUUAGGGCCGGCCUUUCAUGGAGUCGUUGUUCGAGAACAAGGCCAUGCUCUACAGUAUAGCCUUCUCUGGAUUUGCCGUCUUUUCCCUUGCCUCGGGCUUUUCGCCCGACAUGAUGCAGCAGUUCGAGCUCGUCCUUUUGCCUGAGGAGGUCAGAAUUUCUAGUCAUAUAACUGAUCAAAAAGAUAGGCCUUUGAAGGGGAAUAUUUAAAUUCCGAGUUAACGCUUACAAGGACGGUAAGUGUGAAGAUAAAUGAGCUGGGUUCGAUUGAAAAUAAUCAAUAAAUGAGCAAAACGGAAGAAAAAUGAUAAAGGUAAACGGUAGACAGUACUUCAAUUUUUAUUUAUUCCAAGGAUUUGCGAAGAGUAUACCCGUAUUACGGCUAACGUGAGACGCAAAAGGGGCGUGGCCUGACUGCCCUCUCCACCAACCAGGCACUGACUCUUUUAUUAUCGUGUCAGGACCCUUUAUUAUGGCUCAAGCCAGGCGUUAAUCAGCUAUACAUCAUCGACUCCCAAAUUUAUUCAAUUUUUCCGGGUUCCAAAAAAAAACGCGCGGCCUGUCUGUGCGCAUGCGCCUUUAAAAUGAAGUAAGUUUGGGGGCUAAAUUAAAGGCGCGUGCAUAGAGACAGGCGGCGCGUUUCGAAGAAAAGGCUCUGGUGAAAACAAAUUGAGACGAGCUGGCGCGGACUGGGAUAUAUCGACGGGUCAUUCAAGUUUCAAUCUAUUUUUCAAAAAAAUUUUCAAAAAAAAUAUUAAGUUCGGAUCCUCAUGGAACAGCUCUCCAAUAAUAGUAGCAUAUCUAAAAGACUUGAUUGGAGAAUAAAUAUAACUCUUGCAGCUACGAAAUACGCUGGUCAUGUGCGUCUCAUUUGAUCUCAUCGGCUGCUACGUCAUCGACCGGGUGCUCAACUUUUUCCUCGGCGACAUGUUCUAA
This is a messenger RNA of Caenorhabditis auriculariae, 12719 nucleotides long. The record is from the annotation of a GenBank genome assembly. Lineage: Eukaryota; Metazoa; Nematoda; Chromadorea; Rhabditida; Rhabditidae.